AUGGGUGUGUCCGACGAGAUGUUAGCACUGUACGAGGCGCAGCGUCGCGCCCACGAGACAGUUUUGACGCUACAAGCGCAGAUUGAAGAGGAGGAAGCUGUGUAUCUCGAAGAAACGCCACAUGGCAACAUAAUUCGCGGAUGGGAUGGCUUUAUUGACUCUAAACAGUCACGAAAGGAUACUAACCCGAAAAAAGUAAAACCCUACACUGAAGCCGAACAUCUUUUCUCCAACUCUUGCUUCUAUGCAAGCCUGGCAGAUGAACCGAGCUUUGAUCAGGUUGAUAUCAGUAAGAUGAAUAAUGAAGAGGGCUCAGGACGACGCAAGCUGACCGUCACACUGUCCGUGGGAAAAGGGGCGGACAGCGUUAGUGGGGUAGUAGAUAGUGGCACUGCGCUGAGCACUCAGGCCUCGUACAAGGAACCCAGUGUGCUAUCAAUACAGAGAAGUGCAAAGGCUGCACCGUAUUUUGGAGCAGAGGCAUCAAAUUAUCAGACGUCCAGUGUCAAGAAGAGAAAAAAAGAGAUGGAGGGUACAAUUGCCAAGACUAUUGAGACUACCUCGACAAAUUCACCACUGACUGCUACAUUGGUGAUGACUGGAACUGCACCAGCACCACCACCUGCAAGCGAUUUUCUUGAUGUGCUUUGA
This is a messenger RNA of Plasmopara halstedii, 651 nucleotides long. RefSeq lists its product as uncharacterized. Bases 1 to 651 code for a protein of 216 amino acids. The record is from RefSeq and is a predicted model, not a curated record. The transcript has a single exon. Gene Ontology annotation, cellular component: NuA4 histone acetyltransferase complex. Lineage: Eukaryota; Oomycota; Peronosporomycetes; Peronosporales; Peronosporaceae.